Carlito syrichta (Philippine tarsier) is the source of this 1802-nucleotide messenger RNA. RefSeq names its product intraflagellar transport 57 (gene IFT57). The transcript has 12 exons. NCBI's taxonomy places the organism in Eukaryota, Metazoa, Chordata, Mammalia, Primates, Tarsiidae. Bases 227 to 1426 code for a protein of 399 amino acids. Gene Ontology annotation, biological process: intraciliary transport; non-motile cilium assembly. The record is from RefSeq and is a predicted model, not a curated record. Gene Ontology annotation, cellular component: intraciliary transport particle B; centrosome; cilium.
AAGGAGAGGGCCCAGUGUGACGUCACGAAGAAAGUUCAUUCUGAUUGGACAGAAUUUAGAAGACUGACGGCGGGAAGGAGGCGGAGUCGAGUUACCCUGGUGACGGGUUGUCCGGUGGUCGCCUGGUAACGGGUCGCGGCGGUCCUGGCUGCGCCAACGCAGGCGGCGUAGGCCGCAGAGGUCUGUGGGGCGGAACCGGCGCUGGGCUUUUUCUGUUGGUCCUGCGAUGGCGGCUUCCGCGGCCGUGGUCACGCCGCCGGGCUUGGAGGAUGGGGUGCCCAGGUCCCGUGGCGAAGGGGCCGGGGAGGUGGUCGUGGAGCGGGGACCCGGCGCGGCCUACCACAUGUUCGUGGUGAUGGAGUACUUGGUGGAGAAGCUGAAGCUGCUCCGCUAUGAGGAGGAGCUCCUCCGGAAGAACAACCUGAAGCCCCCGUCCAGACACUAUUUUGCACUGCCUACCAACCCUGGUGAACAAUUCUACAUGUUUUGCACUCUUGCUGCUUGGUUGAUUAACAAAGCAGGACAUCCCUUUGAGCAGCCUCAAGAAUAUGAUGACCCUAAUGCAACAAUAUCUAACAUUUUAUCUGAGCUUCGGUCAUUUGGGAGAACUGCAGAUUUUCCUCCUUCAAAAUUAAAGUCAGGUUAUGGCGAGCAUGUAUGCUAUGUUCUUGAUUGUUUAACUGAAGAAGCAUUGAAAUAUAUUGGUUUCACCUGGAAAAGGCCAGUAUACCCAAUAGAAGAAUUAGAAGAAGAAACUGUUCCAGAAGAUGAUGCAGAAUUGACGUUAAAUAAAAUGGAUGAAGAAUUUGUGGAAGAGGAGACAGAUAAUGAAGACAACUUUAUUGAUCUCAACGUUUUAAAGGCCCUGACAUAUCGCUCGUAUAUGAACGAGUCUGCCAAACAAGAAGAUAUUUUGGAAUCCACAACAGAUGCUGCAGAGUGGAGUCUGGAAGUAGAACGUGUACUACCACAACUGAAAGUCACGAUUAGGACUGACAAUAAGGACUGGAGAAUCCAUGUUGACCAAAUGCACCAGCACAAAAGUGGAAUUGAAUCUGCUCUAAAGGAGACUAAGGGUUAUUUGGACAAACUCCAUAAUGAAAUCAGUAGGACUCUGGAAAAGAUUGGCAGCCGAGAAAAGUACAUCAACAAUCAGCUCGAGCCCUUGGUUCAAGAAUAUCGUGCCGCGCAAGCCCAGCUGAGUGAGGCAAGGGAGCGAUACCAGCAAGGAAACGGAGGAGUUACGGAGAGGACCAGACUCCUAUCUGAGAGAGGCAAGACCUGGUAUAUACUCCCAUUUUCCACUGAAGAGCUGAGGGAGGAAAAAACCUUGCAAGAAGGUUACAGAAGAAUUAGAAAAGGUAAAGCAAGAAAUGGAAGAAAAGGGCAGCAGCAUGACCGAUGGUGCUCCUUUGGUGAAGAUUAAACAGAGCUUAACAAAACUGAAGCAAGAAACCGUUCAGAUGGAUAUUAGAAUUGGUAUCGUGGAACAUAAGCUGCUACAGUCAAAACUGAAGGAGAAAUCCAACAUGACUAGGGACAUGCACGCGACGGUGAUUCCAGAAUCAGCAAUAGGCUCUUAUUAAAGCAUAGUGUUUUUCAUGUUCUGAUUAGUUGAUUUUUUAUAUCAAAUUAUAUUUCAUACUGCAUAGACUUCAAAGCACAAUUAUACCUCUUAAGCCAUGUUCAAAUGGGUAUUUUUUACAUAUAAACACACACAUACUGUAUCAUGGUGAUUAUGAUGGUUAAAUCCUUUACAGUGAAUGUAAUGUUUAAUAAAGUAAUUUAAAAUUCUCACUUUC